GAAUUGAAAGAAGGAAUUUGGCAGAGAAUCGAUUCCAACAGAUAUAAGGCUUCAGUUCUGGCCAAUAGAGAAGACUUUUUGCUCGUAUUCUCCAACAUCGAGGAGUUCUUAAUUAGGGCCACAUUUCAUCCAAAUAUGCAACAGACUAUUAUAGCAGACAUUGCAUUGGAUACGGCUGUCCCGCAAAAUACUGGCUUACAAUUAGCUAUAGAGAAUUGUCGUCACAAUACUCGAGGAGAGAAUUGCGAGAUCUGUGGCGAUGGCUAUUAUGGCGAUGCCACUCGUGGUUCACCAGAUGACUGCACCCCUUGUCCCUGUCCCUUAAUUACACCAUCCAAUAGUUUCUCUCCAAGCUGUCGGCUUGAUUCUGAUGGUCAACCCACUUGCAAUGCCUGUGCGACAGGUUAUUCCGGCAGAAACUGUGAGCAGUGUGCAUUUGGAUACCGAGGAAACCCAUUACAACCGGGCAGUAGAUGUGAACUGACAUCGGGAUCGGGACCUACUAUUCGUGUGCGCAUUGAUGAGCCUAAAGUGCAAAGAGUGCCGAUUGGGGCAGUGGUCACAUUCAGAUGCAAUGGUGUCUCACAGAUAAGUGAUAUCACUUAUAACCUGGUUUGGACUAAGGAGAGCGGAUCUCUGCCAUCCCGAGCAUCAGAGGCGAGUGGAAUCCUCACCAUUCCUGACGUUAGACCGGAAUAUAGCGGGAUAUAUAUCUGCACCGGUUCUGACUUACAGAGUGUAGCUCAGGAUCAUUCAACACUUAUCGUUGAAACCAGUGAUCAACCGGCGGUCCCUCGGGUUAGAAUUGAACCCUAUUAUCAAGAAGUAAGAGUAGGGGAUACCAUGGAGUUUAAGUGCACUGCAGAGGGCUACCCUCCGCCUGAAAUAAAGUGGACGGGCGGUCGCAAUAACAUAUUGAAUCCGAGCGCAACCUUUAUUAAUGGUUUGUUUAGAAUAGAUUCCGUACGAAAGAGUGAUGAAUCGGAAUACUUCUGUCACGCGAGUAAUUCUGCCGGAUCUGACUCUUUGAGGACUAUUCUGUUCGUGAGGGGAGAGGACAGUCCGGAUGUCGGUUCCAAACCUCACGUCACUAUUUCUCCUGUGAAUUACGAGGCAAGACGUGGAGAGACAGUGAAAUUUGACUGCAAAGCAACCGGAAGUCCUGUCCCCGAUAUAAAAUGGAGUUAUUCUGGCGGAGAAUUACCGUAUGAUUCGAGACAAAUUGGAGGUCUACUUAUAUUGGCCCGGAUUACUGAAGCUCAUCAGGGAUUAUAUACGUGUUCAGCUCGUAAUACAUACGGUACAACCCAAGGACAGGCACGCCUGACGAUUGAGUCGGGACGGGCUAUUCCUACCGCUAGAAUAGAGCCCGAGAGGCAGACUAUAGUCCAGGGACACAAUGGAGAGCUGCGAUUCACUUCUGGAGUUCCCACACCUUCUAUAGAAUGGCGUCGAAGUGAUGGCAGUCUCUUCACUCAGAGCACUGAACUUCUUGAUGGUGUCCUGCGAUUCAAUAGAGUUACUGGAGAUGAGGACGGCGCCUAUAUCUGCACUGCCGAAAAUAUUGGGGGAAGAGUAACAGCACAGGCAGUGUUACGAAUACAGGGCGCGCCUACGGUCAGGAUUUUACAAUCCAGUCCUUAUAGGGUUCGUCCGCAUGAAAAGGUUAGACUCGAAUGUGAGGCAACCGGAGACCCAAAAGCAAACCUGAUUUGGAGGAGAGUAUCACAACAGCCGUACUCUAGUGUCCCAUCACUUAUCGGAAGCACUGGAACUGAAGGCAAAGCCAUUAUUGAGAUUUCCAAUGUAACCGCUGCUGACGCCGGAUGCACCUGUACUUCAACUUUUGGGACCAGUGAGGAACGCAUUCAUUUGAUAGUUGAAGACGAUUUGAUGGGAACUGUUGUCCCACACGUUGUUGUCGAAGAUAGAGUGGUCACUAUUGCCGCUGGAAAUAGGGCUGCCAUGAGAUGCUUCGUUAGGGGAACUACACGUCCCGUGGAAUUGAGUUGGAUUCGAGUCGGCAAUCAAUCACUUCCGUCGUCUGCGAGUAUAGAGAAUGGCGUCCUAUAUAUCGAUGACGUGAAGCCACAGGACAGCGGGGAAUACCAAUGUCUGGGAACGGUUGAUGGAAAGACAGUAUUGUUUGAGGCCAGAGCCCGGUUAGCAGUUGUCGGUAUUUGGGCCAGAGCGCCCCCAAGAAUCCAAUUACAACCGACCCGACAGAAGGCCAAACCGGGAGACUCCGUCACUAUUGAUUGCUCGGCAACGGGUGAUCAGCCAAUUACUAUUGACUGGAGUAGAAUAGGAGGCGCAUUACCUCCUGGUGUGUAUCAUCACAGCGGAAGACUUGAAUUGCGAGGAAUUCAGUUGUCAGACGCCGGGAAGUAUCUGUGCACUGCUGUCAACGCCGCCGGAAAGGCAGAGGGAGUCGCAGAAGUGAUUGUUGAAGACUCCGAUUAUAGGGAUAUUGUGCGUAAAGAAGAGACAGCUUUUGUUGGCUCUAAUGUAGAGCUUAAGUGUCAAUUUGGUGGCUCUCCCGCCCCUGCCAUCAGUUGGUCCAAAGAUUCAAUGAGUCUUCCAGAGAAUGCAAGAGAAGUCAACAACGAGUUAUGGAUUCGAAAUGUUAGGCUAGAGAACGCCGGGAGAUAUAUAUGUACGGCCACAUCCAGUCACGGUGUCCUUCUGUCAAGAGAUUAUGUCAUACUUAAUGUCAGAGUUAUUCCCUCUCUUGAAGUCAAAAUAAUUGCAAACAAAGAGCGGAUCUAUUUGGGUGAUCAUCUCACUCUUCAAUGCCAAGUGUCUGGUGAUCCGUCAGCGCGGGUCGAAUGGAAAACAUUGAGUCAAAGCGGACCCUUUGCACCCAAUAUUGUGAUUCGUGGAUCAGUUCUUGUAGUAAAUGGUGUUAAAUCAGAAAACGGAGGCAUUUAUAGGUGCACAGUUGAUACUUAUGCGGGAACUUAUAAUAGUGAUUAUGUUUUGGCCAUUGAAGAAAUGCCUACCGUUGCUCCCGAUGCAGUUGAGAAGAGGUCCGCACCAAUUGGAUCAACUGUUGUGAUGGACUGUCAGAAUUCAUUAGAACUACCGGUUCUUUAUAGUUGGGCCAAACAGGGAGGAGCUCUUCCUACUGAAGCCACUUCGGACGAGGAGGGAGUCCUCACACUCCGUAAUGUGAGGGGACAGGACUCAGGCACCUAUAUCUGUACGGCUAAGAAUGAUUAUGUGUCCAUUGAUAUACCACACGUACUCGUAGUGACAGGUGUGGUGCCAUACUUUUCUCAAACACCCCUGUCUUAUAUGGUUAGACCUACUCUACCCGAUGCUUACCUAACUUUCGACGUUGAGAUCUCAUUCCGACCCGAAGAUCCUAAUGGUUUAAUCCUAUAUAACGGACAAAAACAAAAUUCUGGAGAUUUCAUAUCACUUGGGCUAACAGAUGGUCGGGUAGAGCUGAGGUAUGAUUUGGGCGCCGGAAUGGCUAUUCUUACGGGUGAUCGACCGAUAGAAAUGAGGAAAUGGCAUAAAGUAAAGUUUAGUCGCAAUAAAAAGGACGGUGUCUUACAAAUCGACGAUCAAAUUGCAGUAAAAGGGACGGCUCCGGGACUUAAGAUUGGUCUCGACCUUCUCGAACCUCUAUAUAUUGGAGGAGUUCCUGAUUUUUCACAAAUAUCUAAACAAAACGGUUUCAAUAAGGGAUUCGUUGGUUGCAUCAGUCUCUUCAAAGUAGGAACCGUUACGCAUGAGUUAGUCAACGAAGCAGAAGCUCAUUCAGUCACCAAUUGUGAGACCUGUGCGCCAAAUACCUGUGCCAAUCAAGGUGUCUGUCAGGAGACAUCUCUCAAGACAUCGGGCUAUACAUGUGUCUGCGCCGCCGGCUUCUCGGGCAAUAACUGCGAAAAGAUAGGCGACUCGUGUUUCCCUGGGGUUUGUGGUUCUGGUCGCUGUCUAAACAAAAUGAAUGGAGGCUUCGAUUGCUUUUGUCCGUUCGGGAAGAGUGGCCUCAGAUGUGAGAAGGAUAUCCUAAUCAGAGAGCCGACCCUCUCUAACGACGCCUACAUCGCAUACCCGACACCAAAGGACACCCUCAAUAAAAUGAGUUUACAAAUCAAAAUAAAACCAAAACGAUUAGAUGACGGCUUACUAGUCUAUAGCUCGCAAAAUCACGUGGGAAAUGGAGAUUUCAUUUCCCUGGCCAUUAAGAAUGGUAGCGUUGAGUUCCGAUUCGAUACCGGUUCCGGACCGGCAGUACUCAAGUCUACCCUAAAGAUUGAUACCGACGAGUGGGUGACUAUUGUGGCCAAACGUGAUCUCCAAAAGGGUUCACUAAAAGUAGGGAACAGUCCGCCCGUGUUUGGAGAAUCUCCUGGACGUACACGUGGUUUGAACCUCCGAUUACCGCUGUAUGUGGGGGGUUGGGACAAACAACAGGUCACUAUCGCACCAUUCGCUGAAAUAACUCACGGGUUCUAUGGAUGUGUCGGACAUAUUGAAGUGAACAGUGUAGAAAUAGAUUUAGUCGACUCUGUAAUCGACUCAUCAAAUGUGGCCGAUUGUGGGUCAGAGUCUCCCUGUCAGCGGAUGCCAUGUCUUAAUGGUGGCCAAUGCAGAGACAUCGGUAGCACUGACUUUGAGUGCAUUUGUCAGAAAAACUUUACCGGAAAAGUGUGCCAACGAGUGAACGGUGUCUGUGAAAUGACAAACCCUUGCAAAAACGGCGCCUACUGUCAGAACAUAGACUCCCAUUCCUACAAAUGUUUGUGUCCGAUCGGCUUUAAAGGCAGUGUCUGUAGUGAAAGACACGAAUUCUCUGAUCCCGAAGCAGUCAGACUAUUGGGCGACGGAUUCCUCACUUUCAACACAAACCUUUUGCCACAUUCUUCGAGUUUGGCCGACGAAGUCAUUAAGUUCACGAUCUCUACACAAGAAGAUGAGGGCCUUGUCUUCUUUCACGGCCAGACACCUGAUGCUAACGGAAUAGGAAAAGACUUUAUGGCAGUUGCUGUAAAUGACGGACAAAUUGAAUUCACUUUCGAGUUGGGCAGCGGAUCCGCAAAGAUUAGAUCUUUUGUCAAAGUGAAUGACGGCUCCAAACAUAUAAUUGUAGUCAAACGGAAAGGCAAAGAGGGAAGUCUUACCAUCGAUGGAACACAUGAAUCAUACGGCGAGUCGAGCGGAAGUUUGCAGACAUUGAACGCGAGCGGAGAUAUAUAUAUCGGCGGUCUUCCAGACUAUACUCUGAUGAGUGGCAAUCGAUUCACUGGAUUUGUCGGUUGUAUUUCCGACAUAGAGAUCGGCACUUCCGGUGUACUUAAUAUUGUCACUGAAUCCAAGAGCGCUCAAAAUGUUCUCAAUUGUGACGAGUUGACGUCAAGCGGUUUCAUAUCUUAAAAAUCUAUUGUUUUGUAAAAUAAAUCUAAUUAUUAGUGCUUCUAAUUGUCAUCAAUAGUCAAAUCAUAUCUAAUAAUCUUAAAUCAUUCUGACUUUUGUGUUCAAACCUAUUGUCGAGUCUUUUAAUACUUGUGCCUCAAUUGGGAGCGAAUGACAAAUAACUGCCAUUUUUGAACAUUUCUUUCAUUGUCUUAUAAAUUAAGUGAAAUUUUCAUUUAAAUAAAUUAUAAAUACUUAUUAAUGACUUUUAUGACAAUAAAUAUAUU
Molecule: messenger RNA, 5654 nt
Organism: Oppiella nova
Lineage: Eukaryota; Metazoa; Arthropoda; Arachnida; Sarcoptiformes; Oppiidae
Source: the annotation of a GenBank genome assembly